This is a messenger RNA of Seriola dumerili (greater amberjack), 1289 nucleotides long. RefSeq names its product high mobility group protein B2-like. Gene Ontology annotation, cellular component: nucleus. Gene Ontology annotation, biological process: regulation of transcription by RNA polymerase II. The record is from RefSeq and is a predicted model, not a curated record. The coding region runs from base 121 to 768 and encodes 215 amino acids. NCBI's taxonomy places the organism in Eukaryota, Metazoa, Chordata, Actinopteri, Carangiformes, Carangidae. Gene Ontology annotation, molecular function: DNA binding, bending. The transcript is spliced from 5 exons.
GUUAUUGAAGUGGUUCUGGUCAAGUUAGUUGAGCCUCGCAGACAGUGACAAAACAGUUGCGCUUUCUUCCUCAUUCACUCGUUUACAACUUAUCUUGCAGCAAACCGAUUAAACGCAGCCAUGACAAAAGACCCAAACAAGCCUAGAGGAAAAACCUCCUCCUAUGCUUUCUUUGUCGCGACCUGCCGUGAAGAACACAAAAAGAAACACCCAGGGACCAGCGUUAGCUUUGCAGAGUUCUCCAAGAAAUGCUCUGAAAGAUGGAAGACCAUGUCUGCCAAGGAGAAGGUGAAGUUCGAGGAUUUGGCGAAGAAUGACAAGGUUCGCUAUGACCGAGAGAUGAAAUCGUACGUUCCUCCUAAGGGUGCCAAGAAGGGCAAGAAGAAGAAGGACCCCAAUGCCCCUAAGAGGCCACCCUCUGCUUUCUUCGUGUUCUGCUCCGACCACCGCCCCAGGAUCAAGGAGGAGAACCCUGGUAUCUCCAUUGGUGAUAUUGCCAAGAAGCUUGGCGAGUUGUGGGCUACACAGAGUUCCAAAGACAAGGCUCCCUAUGAGGCCAAGGCUGCCAAACUGAAGGAAAAAUAUGAGAAGGAUGUUGCCGCCUACCGUGCCAGAGGAGGUUCAGGGAAAAGUGAUGCUGGUAAGAAGAGUGGCCCGGGCAGGCCCGCUGCCAAGAAAGCAGAGCCAGCUGAUGACGAUGAUGAUGAUGAUGAUGAUGACGAGGACGAGGAGGAAGACGACGAUGAUGAUGACGAUGAUGAUGACUAAGCAGUUUAUGUUAAGGAUGUGAAGUUUGCAAUGCGUUGUUCAGCUUAACUGUUUUGUGUGUAUGAUUCCAUCAGUAUAGCCUGCUGUCCCUGUUGGUCUGCCUCUGUAGGAUACCAGACCUGUAUUCCUUUUCUAAUUCAGGGAUUUAGUUUAUAUUUUCACUUAGCGCCAUUAUGAUUUUUUUUUUCCCCUGCUGAACUUGGGUGUGUUACAUUGUUAGGUCCUCGUUACUAUGAGAACGAGCAGCCAGAUAAAAACUUCCUGUGAUAAUAUAAUGGACUGAGACUCCUGUACAGGCAGUGGACAGCAGCAAAUCAGUAAAGUUUUAAAGUUAUUGUUCCUGGAAGCACUGCAUAUGUUCUGUUUAGUGGUGCUGUUUCUUCACUGUCAUUUUACUACCGGGUUCUAUCUAGUUUUGAUUUAAAUGUUAAAUGCAGCCAUUUUUAAUGUGGAACUAUGAAAACUUUCAUGUAGAAUUGAAUUUUUCUUUUUGUAAUAAAAUUUUGUAUAUUGAUUAUGGA